AUGACCAUCGAAGAGCAGCCCGAGCAGUUCAACAACACCCGCAAAGCCGACUUCAAAUCCAUCUACAACCAGCCCGAUCCCCGCGCCUACUUUGCGGCCCUAAAUCCGUUACAAUACCAGAUCCCGCAACUGGCGCGCCCCUUUGUGGACCGCAUCCUCCAGCAGCUCUCAAGCGGCUCGUCCUCGUCCCGGAAUGUUGCCCGAGAUGAUCCAGCGGUGUCCGCCACAGGGAAUAAAGUCAAAGUUCUAGAUGUAUGCUGCUCCUACGGCAUCAACGCCGCCCUCCUCCGCUACAACGUCGAUCUGGACGGCUUGGCGGAACACUACGCGUCCACGCCGAAGCUCUCUUCUCGUGAGCAAAUCGAGGCUGACGAGCGAUUCUUUGCGGGACGUAGACGGGGCCUGGGUGAGCAGCAGCAGCAGCAGCAGCAGCAGCAGCAGCAGCAGUUUCCGGAGAACGGGGAUGUAGAGGUGGAGGUGAUCGGCUUGGAUGUGGCGGCCGAGGCGAUAGCGUAUUCCCUCCAGACGGGCCUCCACGCGGCUGGAUUUGCGGAGAACCUUGAGAGCGGGGACCCGUCGCCGGAACUUUGUAGGGUGCUUCGUGAUGUCAGGCUUGUGGUAUGUACCGGCGGGGUGGGAUACGUUGGCACCUCGACGUUUGCACGGAUUGCUGCCGCCGUCGCCGCCGCCGCCUCCUCGGCAGCAGCAGCAGCUGAAGCGGCAUCCCCCACGGAGUCUCCUUUGGUCCCCUUGCAGUUAUGGAUGGUGACGUUUGUUCUGCGCGUCUUCUCCUUUGACGAGGUUGCGGAGAGGCUGCGGAGGGAGUUUGGGCUCGUGACGGAGAAGGUGGAGGGCAGGGUGUUUCGGCAGAGGAGGUUUAGUUCCAGGGCGGAGCAGAGGGCUGCGGUGGAGGAUGUGAGGAGAAGGGGGCUUGAUGAGACGGGGUUGGAGGGGGAUGGGUGGUUUUGGGCCGAGUGUUGGGUCACGAGGCCGGCGGGGACGGAGGUUUCGUUGGAGGAGUUGGUGGAGGGUCUUUGA
Molecule: messenger RNA, 1038 nt
Organism: Colletotrichum orchidophilum
Lineage: Eukaryota; Fungi; Ascomycota; Sordariomycetes; Glomerellales; Glomerellaceae
Exons: 1
Coding region: 1-1038 (345 amino acids)
Source: RefSeq, a predicted model, not a curated record